CGUUGAGAGGCACAUAGCUCCAUAGUGUUAGUCAAUCCCCCAAUGAUCAGGGCUCUCAGAUGGAGCACAAAAAUGCUCUUCAGACAGCUUGCAUGCUCACAACGUUGGCAAGAUUUGUGAGAGGGAAAGAAUGAGAAAUCUUCAUGAGAAAGUUAUUAUUCCUGCAAGUGUGUUUCUUCUUUAUGCUCUGACCGUUCUGUUGCGAACUCUGCGCAAUGAAGUACAGCGCAUGGGAUCAAAGUGGGAGUCGUCCCAGUUUCAAAGCCACCUCACCCUCACCGCUAGUAGCGCUGGCGGAGCAGUCGUGUUUACACCAUAA
Gryllus bimaculatus (two-spotted cricket) is the source of this 319-nucleotide messenger RNA. The record is from the annotation of a GenBank genome assembly. Lineage: Eukaryota; Metazoa; Arthropoda; Insecta; Orthoptera; Gryllidae.